Molecule: messenger RNA, 544 nt
Organism: Seriola dumerili (greater amberjack)
Lineage: Eukaryota; Metazoa; Chordata; Actinopteri; Carangiformes; Carangidae
Product: MORN repeat-containing protein 4-like
Exons: 5
Coding region: 83-544 (153 amino acids)
Source: RefSeq, a predicted model, not a curated record
CAGGAAUCCUCCAACUGCCGCGUUGUUUUCAGUGAUGUAGAGAAAAGGGACUGAGUUACUCUUUAAUAAAACAGCCGGACCCAUGACCCUGACACGAGGAUCCUUCACCUACUCAAAUGGCGAGGAGUACCACGGCGAAUGGAAAGAAGGUCUGCGUCACGGCCUGGGUCAGCUGACCUUCAGUGACGGGACGUGCUACACGGGACAGUUUGAGAACGGCCUCUUCAACGGCUGUGGGAUGCUGGUCUUCCCCGACGGCUCCAGGUAUGAAGGUGAGUUUGUUCAGGGGAAGUUCCAGGGCGCCGGCGUCUUCGCUCGCUUCGACGGGAUGAGGUUUGAGGGCGAGUUUAAGAGCGGAUGUGUGGACGGCCACGGGCUGCUGACGUUUGUGGACGGAGGCCCCGGCGGCGGUGGCGGCGGCGGAGGCGGCGGCAGCCACGAGGGCGUGUUUGAGACCAACCAGCUGAUGAGGAGAGAGAACAGCCAGGGAGCCGUGCAGAGGGCGCAGGCAGCAGCCGCCAAGGCCCGAGCUCUGGCCAUGUGA